AUGGUCUGUUUGCUUAGCAACAGUACUUGCAAGAAACAAAGGAGAUGGUGCAAGCUGAAAAGCUGUGCUUCCCUAAUCACAUUUGUCUCUGAAAGAUGGUUGAUGAAGAUGAACUGUAAAAAGUGAAAUUUAAUCACUGCAAAGUGCAUUUUAUUACAUUUCUGUGAAGAAGAUUAGCAGAAGAUAUUUUACAUUUCUCAAGGCAGCUUUCUAAUGGGGUGUUGCUGAAAUGAUGGAGCCAACGGCAGUGGGGACUCUGGAUCUGCUGAGGAAUUGCUUGGUAUGCAAACGGGACCUGGGCAAGAGAGACCCCAGAAUGCUCCCUUGCCUCCAUUCCUUCUGUAAGGACUGUCUUCCAGAUCUGAUUCAAGGAUAUAGCUGUAUUCCCACUGGAUAUGAAGUUCUAUAUGAAGGUAUCCUUUCCUGCCCUGUGUGUAAACAGACCUGCUUUGCAAGAGAUGUAGUUGAAAAUUUCUUUCUCAAGGACUUUCACACUGAUAAUUCAGCUAUGGCAAAGAGCUGCUCCAUGUGUAAAGAGAAGAGACCUGCUCACAGUCUCUGCACAAGCUGCAAUAAGUGGUUGUGCAGCACAUGUACAGAGGAACACAGACAUGGCAAUGAAACUGGAGACCGCUUCCUGUCUGUAUCCCUGAAGGGCUGCACAGCAACUGAAGAUGAGGCAAGUGAAUUUUCCUUGUUUUGUCCAAUUCAUGCUCAAGAGCCACUCAAGUUGUUCUGUGAGACCUGUGAUAUCCUUACCUGCCACAGCUGCCUUCUGACAGAGCAUAAGGAACACAGGUUCAGACAUCUUGAUGAAGCUUUGCAAAAUCAGAGAGCUAUCCUGAAAAAUGUCGUAGCUAAAGUGGAAGAGAAAAAAAAUGGAAUUCAGGUUUCAGCUAAACAGAUUGAAGACAGGUUGCUUGAAGUAAAACACUUGUACAAAAAAGUAGAAAACCAAAUCAAAAUGGCGAAGAUGGUUUUGAUAAAUGAAAUCAAUAAACGAACAAACAUCCUUCUUGAACAACUUGAAAAAAUCACAAGUGAAAGGAAGCGGAAAUUGGAGCAGCAACUGCAGGGUGUUGUGGUUUUAAGCAGACAGGUUGAACAUCUGCAGAACUUCAUCAGUUGGGCAGUGUGCAGUAAAAACAGCAUCCCAUUUCUCUUCAGUAAAGAACUGAUUGUAUUUCAGAUCCAGCGCUUGUUAGAGACAAAUUGUAACACAGACAUAGGCCCUCCACUGAAGAUCAGAUUUACUUGGGAUCCAUCCUACUGGACUAAACAGCUGUCCAAUUUUGGAGGUUUCACUAUGGAAGGUGGACACAUUUCUCAUUCAGAUGUGCUACUCUAUGGAAAUGUGCAAGGAUUACAGACAUCCUUGUAUCAUGGACACUAUUCCCCAGCAUCACAGCUGGAGCCUGUGAAUAGCCAGCCACAUCAGUUUCCACCUGCAGUUCAGUGUCCUAUGCCUGUGUGUUGCUCACACUGCCUCAGUGUACCUCACCCAAACAAAGCUCAGCCUUCUCACCAAAACAUAAACCGCCAUCAAAAUUUUCAACAACAUCCCGAACUGCAUCAGCAGCAGUUUCCUCUGCAGUACAGCAUGCAGCAACGUGACAAAGAGCAAAGGGAUGUUUCCCCGCCUCUGAAGUUAACGCAGGCUGGGCUGGAGCAACAGUCACGAUCAGAGUCAGAGAAUACAUCAGGGAAGAUGGGAAAGCAUUUACCACCCCAGCAGCUGCAGCAGACUGCACCUCUGGGUUAUGCUGUUGUAUCACAUGAGGCUCAGCAAGUUCACACAAGCCAUCCACAGUCAUUCCGCACACAGACUGCUUUGCAAACAUCAACUGUGCAAGUGCAGCUUGGCCAUCUUCAGAAGAUAAAGUCUAACCACUUGCAGCAGCCACCACAGCAGCAGCAGCUGCCCCCAGCAUCGCCACUGUCAGGUCAGAAUGAGAACACCCACAAACAAGUCAUCCAGCAGAGCUUGGACAUAAUGCACCACCAGUUUGAACUGGAGGAGAUGAAAAAGGAUCUGGAGCUUCUUCUCCAGGCCCAAGGACAGUCCAGCUUGCAGCUGAACCAAACCAAGCCAGCUCAGCAUGUUCAACAGACCAUAGUUGGUCAGAUCAAUUACAUAGUGAGGCAGCCAGCCCCGGUUCAGCAGCAUAUCCAAGAUGAAUCUCUAGUCUGUGAGAGUUCCACUGAACUUGAUGUCCAGAAGCCUGUAGUUCCUCUUGACAGAAGUGAUAUUCCCUCCCUGUCACAGUCAUUAGAUGAAGAAGCCAGGGUCAGCAGUCACUCCCCUGAAUCAACAUUGCAACAAUCAGCUUACAACCCAGUGAGAAAGCGUUCAGCAUCGUUAAGCAUUGUGGGCUUUUCAAACGAUUUAGAAAUGGAACUACCUUCAACAAGGUUAUCUAGGUCAGCUGAUCCACAGAUACAAGGUGUGGCCGCUGUAGCACUUGGUUCAUCCCCGAACACCCGUUGUGACUGUGAUACUCCACCAGAACCAGUACCCAGCUACAGCUUAGUACUGGGCAGAGCUCCAGGUGACCUGAGCCCUGGCCUUGCACCAGGUGAUGUACUCCAGAGCAGUGCUAAGUGCAAGCUGGAAAAUGAAGACUUGAAUACUGUGGAUCAUCCUCUAGAAAACAGCAUGGCCUCUGAUGGGCAAGAUGUAGUAAAUGAAUUAAGUCUUUCUAUGCAAAAAGUGCUGGAAGAACCUAUUAAUCUUUCGGUCAAAAAAUCUCAGUGUUGUACUUCUCCUUCUGAAGUGCUCAGCAACAAUUCUUCCCUGCCUGCGAAUGACAGAAUGAGACAACUUAGAAAUGAAGAAGAUUCCAGUAACUGCGAAAAGGAACAUUUAGAAAUGGAUAUGAAAAGCAAUCAGGAUGUCAGUAGAUCUGGCCCUAGAGAGCUGAAGAUCCCUUAUGUGAGACUGGAACGUCUGAAGAUACAUGCAUCAGAAUCCGGGGAGCUCCCAGUUUUUAAGCUCCAGCCACAGGAGAGUGAGCAGGAGGGCAGUUUCCUCCUGAUAAUUGAAUGUGGGACCCAGUCUUCAAGUAUGGCUAUAAGAAUAAAUAAAGAUAGUCCACCUGAAGGACUGAAAUGCAAAGAGGAGAACACGGAAGACAGAAAAUUUAUUAUAACCCAGGCUGCAGGACAGAUACAAUCUCCUCCUGUAGGUACUCCACCUUCUGAUCAGAAGCUCAGUAAUGGUACCUCUAUCACGAUGAAAAAAUCUCCAGUCAGUCAGGAAGUCAAUACAAUUGAGAAUGAAGAUUUCUGUGCUGUGUGUCUUAAUGGAGGAGAACUGUUGUGUUGUGAUCACUGCCCCAAGGUCUUCCAUCUCUCCUGCCAUGUUCCAGCCCUGCUCAGCUUUCCAGUGGGCGAAUGGGUGUGUACACUUUGCCGUAAUCCAGUGAAGCCAGAGGUAGAAUAUGACUGUGAAAACACACGCUACGGCCAGGGUUACAAUGCACAGCAUGGCCUUGAUGAUUAUGAUCAGAAGAAGUGUGAAAAGCUGGUGCUUUCCCUGUUCUGCAGUAGUCUGAGCCUCCCAUUCCAUGAACCCGUCAGCCCUCUGGCUCGACAUUAUUAUCAGAUCAUAAAAAGGCCAAUGGAUUUGUCAAUCAUACGAAAAAAGCUGCAAAAAAAGGACAAGUUCCACUAUUCUGCACCUGAGGAACUUGUGACUGAUGUGCGUCUCAUGUUUUGGAACUGUGCAAAGUUCAAUUAUCCAGAUUCAGAGGUUGCUGAGGCUGGACGAUGCUUAGAUGUAUUCUUUGAGAGCAAACUGAAGGAGAUCUAUCCAGAUAGGCACUUUCCUUCAAUGCAACAGGAUGACUCUGAUUCUGAAGAGGAGGAGAGCCAGAAUAGCAAAAUGCCCCCCCAAGAUUUUCAGUGGCCAUCGUAUGGACAGGAGUGCAUUCAGCCUAAAAAAAGACGGCGCCAUGCUGUAAGAUUGCAAAAACAAAAGCAUUUGGUUGCUAAGUGGCCACCCUGCUAAUUCUGUUUACAGCUACUGAUGGGAAGUUUUGACAGUGCUGUGUGGGAAAACUGUCAAGCUUCUAUCGCAGAGAUGUGAUCAAUUCUACAGUUUUAUGUCAAGAUCCUCUCAGUGGAAUAAAGUGUCAGUUGUGUAUAAACGUGUGAGAGUGAACAAGUGAAGUCUCUCAGGCCACACAGUUAUCUUCCUAGCAGAAAACUGUCUUUUUUCUUUUUUUUAAGACUAGGCUCUCUAGCUAUUCAUUGUUUGUUUCCUUUGUACACAGGAAAGUGAAAAAAACUAAAACAAUGAUGUUUCAGCCAGCUAACAGCCUUCCUCAGGUAUGACCUCCUGAAGAUACCGGAUUUACUAUGAGGAAUCCAGCAGAAUAACUGACAGAGUUAAGGUGUGUGGGAGGAAAGCAAAGCACUCGGGCUGUUAAUUGAAACUCCUAAUCUGCUGACCAUAUGCCUUAUUUCUACAUCUUGUGGAUAGAUAACAGAUCAAAUGUGUUUCAAUCUGUCAAUAUUCCAUCUGUUAAAUCAUGUAUGUGUUUUGCAGUGUUUACACUGAAGUACUACAGUUUUGGUGAUAGGCAAUCAUGAUUAAUAAUAAAAGUAACAUGCUAAUAAUAUUUAACUUUGCAGUACCUUUUUAUAAUCUGUUCAACAUAGCAUCUCUAUUUUAUAGAACACAGGUAACCAUGUAAAAAUCUUAUAAUGACAGUGAAUUUUGGCCAUGCUUUGUGAUAAAUACAAUGUGUGGUCAUAAGACAUAAUCCUGUUGUCUUAUUCGAUGAUUUUUCUAGGAGCUUGACUCCUCGAAGCCUACGGGAUACAGUCUAAUGUGAUUAUCUGAUUAGCUGCUUCUUUUGAAGCAGAGCAUUUUCAUUAAAUCACUAAAAAGCUAGUACUAAAAGUGCUAAUAUUAAGGCUCAUUGUGAGCUGUUUCUGAGUGCAUACUGGAUGCUGGGUUUGCAAGGAAUGAUUCUUCUGGUAUCUAAUUCGUGCUCUGUAAAGCAGGGUGGGAUUCCUUGGGUCCCAAAGGCAACAUUUUUAUACAACCCAAGCGAGUUGGUUUUCUUUAAAGCAGAUAUUGGACUAGAUAUAUGAACUAGUCCAAUAGUUAACUAUGAAGCAACUAGGUAAUUAAGAAGCAAUUUACAUGGUUAUAGAAGUGCCUAUAAAAUAAUAUAAUAUAUUCCAGAUUUUCUCGUAUUUCUGCUUAUUUCUUGUAGUUGUGAUUACUAGCAGUGCUAAAAGAUAAUGAUAAUGUGUGUAUGUAGAAGUUGAUACAGGAUGAAAGGAUGUCUAAGCUUUCAUUUUCCUAAGUUCCAUGAUGUAUUGGCAAAACAACACCAACGGCUGAAAGAGCAACUUUGGAGUUCACUUGAGCAAAGGGUAGCAUGUAAUUUUAAAGCCUGAACGGUGGGAUAGGUAACAAGACAUGACACCUGAUCAAAGUGAUGGUUUGCAAGCUGCUUUCUACAUCUUCCAGAAGAAGGUGAGCCAGAUCCUCACACGGCUGAUGCUUUCUUCCCAUGUAUGUGAGGGGCAUCUUCCUUGUUAGAGCUCUGCCCAGUGGCGUAAAGCUGGGCUGUUUUCUGGCUUUGAGAGAGAAGAGUUGUUGAAGAUCUCAUACCCAAUUAAAAUUCAUUUUAAUUGGCUUCCUGUAAAUAAAGAUGAUAUUUUCAGCAUAGUUUAUAUGGGCUAUUUGGUCUGGUAACCAUGUAUGUUAUUUUAGAUAACACUUUAAAGUUUAUAUAUGAAACAAUAAGAUGUGAAUGUUAUAUUCUAUCUCUGUGACUUAGUUUGCCAUUAACUUGGUAGUGAGUUGACGUUUUCUUUUGUUUGAAAAAAUAAAAUUCUGGAUAUUAUAAGAUGACUGGAAAACUGUGAGACCAAGGGACACUAUAUUUUCUGUAUGUUAAUUUCUGUGUUUGCUUUCUGUCAAACUCAUAUUCUCAAAACAGUAGGUAUCUUGGCACAAGGAAAUGAGUGCAGGUUUGUAACUGAAGUAAUCAUGCUUAUCUCUGCUACAGGUGUCAACUUCUUUCAGUUGGCAAUUAAUUCCCCCACCAAAGACCUAUCUUUUAGCAUUAAUAUUACAAAAAUGAUAUGCUGCAUAGACUUCAGCUAGGGGCAAAGGUAGAAAUAGAAAAGACUAAUCACUUGUUCUUCUUUUCCUGGAAAGUAGAGACAAGAACCUACUUCUGUUUCAUAAAGGCUGUAAGUUUGUUAACUGUACCAUUAGUUUUGGAGAAUGCCUGUUUUAAUCAAAUGUAUCAAGGAUAUAUCAUCUCUUUAUUAAAAAUAGAAGCAUAACAGUUUAUCACCAUAUAUAAGAUAUUCUUCGGGUAAGUUCUGGCAGGACACUAUGGCCUGAGCACUCUUAAGGGUAACUUGUUUUUUGUGAUUACUUCUCUAAGACAUAGCAACAGUUUUAAAAAUAUUCAUAGUCUUUAUGUCGUGCUGGUAAGCAAAAUAAAAAUUGAAUUCAUAUGUAUGACUUCACCUACUUUCAAACCCAAGUCUGUGGGUAAGCAACUUCAGAAAGCACUGCAUGUUGUAAGCAUAACGUUAUCCAUUUCAGAGGUUGCCUUGAAAUUGCUGGCUUGAUAUGUUCCUGCUGCUAGGCACCAUACCACCAGGGCAUAUAAAUUCUUAGACGGUUGAAGUCCAGUUACACACUGGUACUGGCACUAAGAGGUAUGAAAGGAAGGAUCUCCCUUCUAAAAUCAGACAGCCCGCGCAGCCCAAAC
Cygnus atratus (black swan) is the source of this 6749-nucleotide messenger RNA. It is a transcript of the gene TRIM66, whose product is annotated as tripartite motif containing 66. Gene Ontology annotation, molecular function: zinc ion binding; protein binding. The transcript has 21 exons. The coding region runs from base 230 to 4009 and encodes 1259 amino acids. The record is from RefSeq and is a predicted model, not a curated record. NCBI's taxonomy places the organism in Eukaryota, Metazoa, Chordata, Aves, Anseriformes, Anatidae.